This is a messenger RNA of Aspergillus saccharolyticus JOP 1030-1, 2103 nucleotides long. RefSeq names its product GTPase-activating protein GYP1. The transcript is spliced from 8 exons. The record is from RefSeq and is a predicted model, not a curated record. Gene Ontology annotation, molecular function: GTPase activator activity. NCBI's taxonomy places the organism in Eukaryota, Fungi, Ascomycota, Eurotiomycetes, Eurotiales, Aspergillaceae. Gene Ontology annotation, biological process: activation of GTPase activity. Bases 304 to 2103 code for a protein of 599 amino acids. Gene Ontology annotation, cellular component: Golgi apparatus.
UCCGUAUAUAAAUUUUGAGAAACCCUUUUUUUCAUAUGCAUACAAGACGGAAAGGAGGAGUUCUUCUCGGAGGACAUGAUACUCUCUGCAUCUGAAUUUGGAUCCCACGUGCCGUGAUCUUCUUUACAGUAUAACGUUAGUAGUGCAGCAGUGCUUCCUUCUCCCCGCACUCUUUCCCCUUGCCCCCGUCUUCGCUCCCUCUGGCUACCUUCUUCCGCGUUAUUUGACUUUCUUGUUCCUGCUCUUCCUCCCAGUCCUCAUGUUCACUUAACCUUGUACCCUCUGCACGACGAGAUUGUUGCAAUGACUACCAAGAAAGGCCAACAGCAGGAAAUGGUCCAGGUUGACCGCACUGAAAGGAGCAAUUCGCCUUUCUGGAAGGCAAGAUCGGUGUCCCAUAACCAAGCAUCGUCCAAGACCCCGGAUCCAAACACCGUUGUCGGAGCCUCAUAUUCCCAUGCCAAUAUAUCAAUAGGGGGCCCGCAGCAACAUGCCCGUCCGCGAACACCCCCUCCAGUGACUUCCGCCAACAGCUCGCAUGCUACCUUGUCUCCCCAUCGGCCGGGUUUGUGGGUUUCGUCACCACGAAAUUCAUACUCUGGCAUUCUGAAUGGGGGGUUGGAAUCCUGGGAAAGCUAUCGGGUGGGCGAGGGGCAAGAGGAAGAUGAGAAUGACGAGGAUGGGGAAGGGGGUAUAGCCUACGAUGAUGACGAGGAUGAGUUUGGACUCCCAAGCAUUACAAGCAUGCGCAAGAAGCAAAGUCGAGCUACUGCUCCAACUCAACCUAGUACCCUUGACUCAGGCGGAGGGGUGGGACAUCACUUGACCCUUGGUGUUGGCCUCGGAAGUAAUCGACAACGAGCAAAUAGUUCUGACAUCGCGGAGGAGCGUGGGGUGUCGAUUUAUCCUAUCACCAGGAAGGCAGAAGGCAAAAUUCUACGGCCUCAGUACAAGGAGAUUUUAAGAGACCCCGCACACGCGCUUAAUCUUAUAGAUCAUGCACCACCACCGAAAAAUGCACCACCUAAAGAAAUGGAUGUCUAUUCGAGCCGCAUCUUAAGAAUCAACAAGUUCAAGCGCUUGCUACAGACGAGCACUGUUCCUCUCGCAGAACUCAGGAACCUGGCGUGGUCAGGGGUCCCAGAGGAGGUGCGAGCAAUUACUUGGCAAUUAUUGCUAGGGUAUUUGCCGACAAACAGUGAACGACGCAUUUCGACUUUGGAAAGGAAGCGCAAGGAAUAUCUGGACGGGGUCCGACAAGCAUUUGAGCGAAGUGCCCCAAGCUCCGCCAACCCGCCUUCGUCCGUCACAGGACGAGGUAGAGGCUUAGACGAAGCGGUCUGGCAUCAGAUUAGUAUUGACGUUCCUCGCACCAGCCCCCAUAUCCAGCUCUACAGCUACGAAGCUACUCAACGCUCUUUAGAAAAGAUACUGUACGUUUGGGCUAUUCGUCAUCCUGCUAGCGGCUAUGUCCAAGGCAUCAAUGAUCUUGUGACUCCGUUUUGGCAAGUAUUCCUCGGGCUAUAUGUUACCGACCUCAACGUUGAGGAGGGCAUGGAUCCAGGCCAAUUGCCCAGGAGUGUGCUAGAUGCGGUGGAGGCGGAUUCCUUCUGGUGUCUCACCAAACUUCUGGAUGGCAUUCAAGACAACUACAUCUAUGCCCAACCAGGUAUUCACAGACAAGUAAGAGCACUACGCGACCUAACGAUGCGCAUAGACUCUACACUGGCCAAGCAUUUGGAGCAAGAGGGCGUGGAAUUCAUGCAAUUCAGCUUUCGAUGGAUGAACUGUCUGCUCAUGCGAGAAAUGAGCGUGCAAAAUACCAUAAGAAUGUGGGAUACAUACAUGGCUGAAGAGCAGGGCUUCUCGCGCUUCCACAUAUAUGUGUGCGCCGCAUUCCUUGUGAAAUGGACAGAUCAAUUAAUUAGAAUGGAUUUCCAGGAAAUUAUGAUGUUCCUACAAGCCCUGCCGACAAAGGGCUGGACUGACAAGGAUAUCGAACUGUUGCUGAGUGAAGCCUACAUUUGGCAAAGUCUUUUUCAAGACUCUCGUGCCCACCUUCGUCCGGCUGGAGAUCGGUCGCCCGAGGAUGGCUUUCAAUGA